AUGCCCUCACCCGAAGAAGAAACUCAGUGUUCUUCGCCAUACUCACCUCAUUCUGAAGACUAUGCUCUUUCUGCCUCUUACUAUUACCAUGACAAUCCAGAAACAAUGUUUCUCGAUCCAAAACUAGAGGUCCUUGAUAAUGACAACCCGCUGUUCUUUCUUACUCCUCAGAGAACGCCGAACCAUGAAGUACACACCGAGCAUAGUCAGGGAUUGAUUGAUACUGUUGGUCAGUUGCAGCAAAGUCUUGCGUUCGCGGCUGCUACUGCUACCUUAUCACAUUCAAUGAAAAACCUUCAGAUACAAGUCCUUGGAGUGCCACAAACUGGAGCCAAAUCUCGCGUAGAAACCCAAAUAAAAUUAUGUCUUCAGUUGGUUACUGACAAGGGCGAAAAAGUGCCACUGUGGUCGCAUCUAAGAUUACCAGAGUAUAUGGUGGCAAAAGAAAAGUUAAAAACAAAAAAUUCUAGAAAUGGUCAGGAUCAGAGUGUGAACAUUGCUGAAAAGGGUGUGUUGAAUUUGGAGGCGACUGUUGUUUGUGCUAGUGAGACGCUUAAGCAAGUUACCACUUGUCUGGGAUGUGUGCAAAGAGAGAGAAAACGAUCGCAACGCAAAAAAGAACACAAACUCAAGUCCAACCCACAAGCACAAGCGCAGCAGGAGGAAGCAUCGAAAUCUAUGGACCUUGACGAUGAGAAAUCCCUAGCACUCGAACAACGCAAGAUUCUUCUUUUCAACUGUAGCGAAAUCGUAGAUUUUAGCAGUGGCGAUACUAUUCUUCCUACACGCAUUACCUGCUACUGCCGCCACCACAACGAAAAAGUUGGAUUUUGCAUUAUUUUUGUAAUGAAAGACUGCUCCGGCCAAGUAAUAGCCCGCGGAGUCUCACCAGCAAUAAUGAUAACCGACGAUCACAAAUCAUCAAAAACAAAACAGGCUAACGGCGUCGGGCGACGGCGAUCACGGGCUGAACACGAUCGUCGGGGCUCUAACUCGAAAUUAGCAGAUAGAAUGGUCGAAAGAACUGUGGAUAGAUCAAAAGAGAGAUCAAACACAAUGCCGAUAUCGAUUUCGAGUUUACCUUCUAAUAUUACUUCUAAUGGUUCUGCAGCGUCGGCUACGAAUACCUUUGCACAACCAAGGUGUUUCGGGGUGGGAACUUCCGGGAAGCAAAAGAGACAAAUUAUUAAGCAAGAACCUCAAAUAGGCAGGAUUAUGCAGGGUAAUGAUGAAGGAGGACAUGAAUUGGAAGAAGAUGGACAAAUUGGACUCAAAGUAGAGAAUGAAAGGCAAAUCCAGACUUUGGGAGGCUAUUCUACUUCCCCAUCGACGCCUUUGUCGCCUAUUUCUCCCAGCUCCCCCCGGCCUGCGUCGGCACCUUAUCACAUUCCGGCCAAAUAUGAUCGUAAUGCCACAUUACAGUCUCAAGGCAUAAACAACCUCUAUCCGCUCACUCUACAUCAAUCCAUAUCCUCUCCUUUAACACCAACCGCGUUUCCACUCUCUCCCUCUCCAACUCAACUUUCACUCAAUCUCCAACACCACAUACCGAAUAAUCCAGGCAUAAUGCCACAGAGCGUCUACGGAAACACCAUGUUCCAAAAUCCGAACGUGGGGUUCGGACCCGUUUCCAGGAUCAGUAGAUUGAUUCCGAGCGAGGGACCAAUUUAUGGUGGCAUAGAGGUCACCGUUCUUGGAAAUAAUUUUUAUAAUGGCUUGACAUGCGUAUUUGGUGACACACCUGCCAUCCCGACACAAUUCUGGUCUUCUAAUACUUUAGUCUGUCUUUUACCUCCAUCUCCGGCGCCGGGUCCAGUUAUCGUAUCUUUCAAAGAAUUCCCGAUAAAUCUGAUGGACAGUCAGAAUUCAGAAGUUGUGGUGUUCACAUAUAAUGAUGAUUCUGAUAGAGCCCUGAUGGAACUAGCCCUACAAGUAGUCGGAAUGAAAAUGACCGGGAAGCUCGACGAUGCACGCAACAUUGCCAUGCGCAUCAUUGGUGACACUUCCACCAACUCAUCCCAUUCGCCAUCUGCAUCUCCAUCAGGCACCACUCACUCCAUGAACUCCACAAUAUCAGCAAUCGUUCGAAAUGCUUCAAUGUCCAAUAAUCUAGAGGAACACAUUAUUAAAACGAUUGGUUUGUUGGACGUCGAGACCGAAUUUGAGGAUUGCAUUUCACUACAAAAUAGUACGAAACAUACAAUGUUGCACUUGGCGGCUAUGCUAGGAUUCGCAGAUUUGUGUAAUGUGUUGAUUGAACGAGAGAUUAAUUGGGAAACACAGGAUAAUUAUGGAUUUACUGCGCUUCACUAUGCCUCCUGGACUGGAAGAACCGAUAUUGUUAGAUUACUUGUAGCAGCUGGGGCACGUGAUGAUAUCCGUAACGUGUACGACCAACGUGCAUUGGACCUAGCUGCUUCUCGUGGUUAUGAGGAAAUAGUUAACCUCCUCUUUGAACAACAACACGAUUCUGGUGUUUCUCUUUCUCCGUCAUCGUCUGAAGAAGAUGCUUCUUUUGUCGAGUCAGACGACAGUUGGCCUGAUUUUGACAGUGAGAUAGAGAUUGAAGAGAGCGAGGGUGAAGAUGAACAGAGCGGUAUGAGUGACUCGGAUGUUUCGAAUGAGAGAGAUAUAUCAGAGAGAAAUAGUAUAGAAAUGGCUAUACAUAAAGCGGAUAUUAUGCGAGAAACUGAGAAGAUGGCAGCUUUUGAUAGUGAUAUGAAAGGCAAAGAUAUUCCAAGCGUUCCAAUUACAUGGGUUGAUCCCAAAACUCCCACAGAAAACAGUCUAUCGGCAGAGAAUAUUCUUGGCACGGAUGAAAUUGUCGAUGCCGAACCAGUAGUAGACGACAAAAAGUCCAAGCAACCGCUGACCGACUUUGCCAAUGACCUUGCGUCAGCAUCGACCAUCUGGCUUCAAAAAACUUUUGCUCACAUGCAUAUGCCAAAUAUCAGCAAACCGCCACAAUUGAAUAUUCCGCUGCCAAACAUCAAAAUGCCUAAUUUGCAGAUGCCCAAUCUACAAAAUUUCUCAUCUCCCAAAUUCACAUCACCAAAGUUCUCGACUAUGACGUUUACUUCAAAAAUGUCGAUUCCCAGGCCGUCUAUGCCGAGCAUACCGUCUUUGCACAUGUUUGAGAUGCCUGCAUUCCCGGCAGUGAUGGCAGCUUUCCCUGCGAUGAUAGCGUCGUCGCCAUUUGCUAAUUUCAGUCGCGAGGAUAGAACAAAUGGACCAUCCUCGGAUCCAUCUAUUGAGCAAGUAACAUCUGUUAAUAACGCUUGGGAACAUUAUUUCAAAUUUACUAGGAAACAAUCGGAUGGAAGUGAUGGAGAUAAGAAAGAAGGGGGUAACAUGUUUGGAGGUAACAUGUUUGGCGGUAAUAUGUUUGGCGGUAACAUGUUUGGAGGUAACAUGUUUGGCGGUAACAUGUUUGGCGGUAAUGUGUUUGGGUAUACGUGGCCAUUAUGGUAUAACUCGGAAGGACAGCAACACGUUCCUAUGUAUCCACACCAGCCGGGAGAGGGUACUUCGAAUGCUACGCCAGCUACUAUAAAGAGAUCCAAGAGGUUAGUUGGACAUGUAUAUGGAAUGCCACGUGUGGAUGAGGCUGCUCUCGGAAGGUACAGAGAAAAAAUUAUAAGGUUGAAGAAAGACCGGAUGCUGUUUCUGUUCUGGGUGCCUAUGCUGUUUGCAAUGCUUGCUCUUGCGUGGUUCCAAUUUCCUUCUAUCCCAUUUGUACGCUAG
Molecule: messenger RNA, 3744 nt
Organism: Paraglomus brasilianum
Lineage: Eukaryota; Fungi; Glomeromycota; Glomeromycetes; Paraglomerales; Paraglomeraceae
Source: the annotation of a GenBank genome assembly